Messenger RNA from Lymnaea stagnalis (great pond snail), 10709 nucleotides. The record is from the annotation of a GenBank genome assembly. NCBI's taxonomy places the organism in Eukaryota, Metazoa, Mollusca, Gastropoda, Lymnaeidae.
AUAUUCAUGAGCUGUAGUGUGUACAUUGAGAGGUGACAAUUUUGAAAAAAAUAUAUUUUUGUAGUAUAAAAGAAGAUUGUUUCUAGAUCUAGUUUUUUUUUCGUUUACAUUUUCUGCUUAGGAAAUGUAAAAGCGUUUUGGGUAUACCAGAGCGUGUUGCUAUUUUCAACCAACAAUUAUUCUUCACUAUUAUUAUUAUUUUAUUCAACAGAACAGGCAAGUUUAAGUUAGUAGUAUUAGUAUUACUACUAAGUGAAAGUGAUUAGUCAGAUUAGUGAUCCAAAUCCAACAGCUACAAAUCAUAACCUCCCUUAAACUGACUUAAAAAUAUUAGAAAUUUAGUAGUUAGUAUUUAUUAGGUAGUAUUAUUAGUAUUACUAGUAUUAUUAGUUAUUAGUAGGCAAAAAUCAUGACUGCUAAAUUUUAUGUAGAAGACUAAUAACUAAUAAUUGAAUUAAUAAUUGACUAAUAAUUUAUAAUUAAUUACAAUUAAAAGUCACUUACUAAGUCUUAUUACUCUUAUGUAGUAUAAUUAAUAAUAAUAUAAUAUAAUUUAUGCUGUACAGUACCUAGCCUGGGUGAAAAAUAAACUUAGACUUAUAGUUUUAAUGAUUUAAUGUGUUCAAAGUUAAAUUAAAAGAAAGUUAAAUUUUUUAGUGUGUGAGUGUGACUGGUGACAACACAAGACAAGUACUAAAAUUAAAAAGGUUAUGUCCAUGUGAUGCAUUAGUUGAUUAGUAAUUAAUAAUUUAAUAAUUAAUCGAUUAAUAAAUUAUUACUUAACUUAAUAUUACAUCGAGAAAUGUAAAGUAAAUAGUAAAACAGUAAUUUCAGUUUCAGUAAAUAGGCCUACUUAUAAAUUAAAUUAAAUUAUAAAUACUAUUACCAUAAUUUAUAACUAUAAAUAAUUACUAAAUUAUUACUAUCUUACUGAUAGUAUCAUUGAUCAUACACUUAAGUCUUACUAGUACUAGUCUUACUUCCUUUCCUUCUUUAUUUUAUUAUGCAUACAGUGCAUAUUGAAUAUACAUUUCAUUGUUGGGUUAUUUUCUAAAAAAAAAAAAGUAAUUUAUUUUAAUUAAUACACUACUGUUCCAUAACUGUUCAGCUUUUUUAUAAAAGUAAAAGUCAGAACAUUUUACUACAGUUACAAUUAUUGAAUCAACAUUGACAUUGUGGUAUGGUCGUUGUAAGACUCAGAGAGGAUGGUAUGUGUCAAUGAUUUAAAUUUAAGAAUAAAACUACUGUAGUUUAUAAGGUAUUGGGGUUCAGAGUUAGACUAAGUCACCCUCUGACAAAAGUUUUGUGAAGCACUUAUUUAUUUUGUGCCAUCAUAUUAUAAUAUAUAAUAAAAGCCAAUAUCAGAGGAUUUACUGGAAUUGAAAUCUCUAUAAUCUAUAUCUUAUCUUAUUGUUCAAGGGGUAAUAAGGGAUGAGAGGCUGAAUCAGGUUAGGUUAAAGGAAAAUUAAAUUUGUGAAACAAGUUAUAGAGAAGCCUGAAAAGGGGGAGGCUAAAAAACAACAAACUUGUCAGCAAGAAGCCUUCUUCAGCUAAAACAUUACAAACAAAGAGUAACACAAAAAUAAAAAAAAUUAGCUAAAAAGUUGUAUCCGAGAGGACAGAAAGAGGAAUGAUCUAGGGCUGUGGAUAAGAAUAACUUUAAUCCUGUUACAAUUGUCACUCGCAGGAGAUCUGAAGGCAUCAGAGAUAUUUUUAACCUGUUGAAAGGCUGAUGAAAGUAUCGUUUCUUGGUAAGAUCUACACUAGAAAAAGUCAAUAAUCUCAAAUGCCUUGUCCCAAAGGGUAUUCACAUUGAAGUACUUUAACUGCUUGCAUCAUAAAGGAUCAUUUUAAUUUAUGCUUGAAUGUUUUUUUACCUUUCAGUUUGUCAAAAUGACUAAGUUUGAGCCUUGGAUACUUUUCAUGGUAGCCUUUUUAGCCAGCGAAUCUUUAGCUGAUAUUUAUCUUCAUAUUCCAAGAGGCAGCAACAAUCGACUCAAUGAGAACACAGCCACAAGAGCAAAUGCUAAUAGACUUUUUGACAGUCAGGUUAGUGUGAAUAUUUGUGUUUUUCCACUGAUUGGCAGGUUCUGGGAUAAUAGAUUUGAUGGUCCCUGUUAAUGGCACUGGGAGUACUACCACCUGACCACAUAUUUUAAAAAUUAAAGUAGGCAUAUUCUGUGAUAAUUCAUUUUUAUCUGGACAUCGCAUAAACUUUUACUAACUUGCAAUAAUUUAUAAAAUUCUUCCUUGAGGCAUUUACUUAUCCAACAUUUCCCCUCGCAGCCUGUAUGUAAUCUGGCACCUGCCCACCACAAAGGGAUUUUAAGUUAGCCACUGCUUUCACAUAUGCACUAUUUACCACAAAGGACAUAUCUGUUAAUUUGUUAAAUGCCAUCAUUGGACUAAUUUUGUACACUCGAUAUAACCUAGUUUUUAAGGUAGUUAUCAAUCUGCAUGUAUUAAAGAGGCAUUAAUAUUAAAACUGAAUCAUGUUUACACUAUCAAACUCUUCUUUGUGCUCAGAACAACAACAGAGGGGGCUACAAUGUUGGAGAUAAAACAGAUCAAGCUUCUGGUGCGACAGAAGAUAACCAAUACAAUGAGGUAAAGACAUCUUUUAUAUUCCCCAUUCAAAAUCAGCUGGUUAAUUGAUUCCUAGUUUUAAACAGUUUGUGCAUCUUGUACCACUUAAAAACAAUAAUCAAUUUGCCAUUGUUGAAACAGUUAUGUAAAUUGCAAUUUAUUAUAAUGUUAUAUUCUUUUUAAAGUAUUUCAAUUCUCUGGUAUAUAUUUUUUACUUCCUAAAAGGGUAAACAUGUGUUUAUUGUUCUCUAGAUGCACAUUAGUGCUUAUAGGAUAAUCUAAUUGAUUAGUGUUGCAGCUCUUCUCUGUCUUAAUAUAGUUUCAUGAUAGCUUCACAUCGUAUAAAAUCAAUGACACAACAUUCAGAUUUGAAAAAAACAUUUUUUUUUAUUUUUAUAACUUUUGUUGUUUAUUUUAGUUUCUGUUGAGGAGAGGCAGUCUUAGUUUUUUUAAAUAAGCUUCCACAUAUUCUUCAACAAAUAAGCAAAGAAUGCUUGUUGUAAGGAUAUACAUUUGAGUGAUGUUGAUUUAAGUCCACAAAAUGUAAUAGUAGUUUUUAUGUUGUUUCUAUAGAAAUACUUCCAAAGUGGAAACUAUAAAAAAUAUUCAAAUGACCAAGGUAAAAGCUUUUUGACAAUAGAAUGGACCAAUCAGCAUGGAUGUGGGGGAAAUGAGAAUUCAAGUCCUCAGAAGCAAAAUUGUGAUCUUGUACUACAGUACAUGUGUCAAGAUGAGCCAGCUACAGGAGGUAAAGUAUUGAGUUAGCCGUGAUGGUGGGAUAGAUAUAUAUAUAAAAAAUUUUUUUAUUAUUUAAUUAAAAACUUGACAUAUUUAUCAUAUUUCAUUAUCCUUAAGUUGUCUUCAUUUUAUGACAUAAAUUAUUCCAGAAUAAUUAAAAUGAGUGAUCUGCCAUUUUAUAUGUAAGUGGCUUGUUAUUUUUUUUUUUUUUUAAAGUUCAAACCUCUGAACCAUUGAAAUUUGUUAUUAAACAAACCAAAACCAUUUACACUACUUUUAAGUAUUGUUUUUCUUAGAUUUUUUUAUGGAGUAUGAUCAUUCUGUGUGUUGGUAUUGAUAUUACUAUUGCAUUGCAAUUUUCAUUACCACUUAUCCGUUAAACAUUUGUUUUGAAAAAUACUAAGAUACCUAAUAGUAUUUUUUCUAUUAAUUUAGCUGAUAGGCUGAGAAAUGGUGUUGUCACCAAUACACAGGACUACACCAAACCUACAAAAGACAACUUAAUGAAUGAUCGCAAGAGUACUGAUGUCAAAGAAAACAGGGGCCUGCAUGAGAAAUGGGAUUGGUACAACAAAUGCUAUUUAAGAGAAAGAAAUAAAGGUUUGGAUGAAUGUCCACGAUAUUUUGCUACAUUGAUAUUCACUCUUUAUUUUAUACCUUAGCUCUUCACAAGUUAAGUUGGUCGAAACAAAAAAAAAUUAAUUUCCUUUAAACUUUUAUGUAUUUCAAAUAAAAAAAAUCUUACAGGUCAAAAUUUACAAACACACUUUAAUUCAUUGGAAGCCUUUACCCAGAAAUAUAUGGUUUCAAGUUGCAAAACCUUUGUAGAGCUCCAUUAAUUUUGAAUGGAGAAAACACCCCACCACCCUUAUUAUGAUAAAAAUUGAAAGUAAAUGGCUUCAUUAUAUGUUUAAAUGCUUGAGUUUCUUUUUUUAAUAUUUUUUUUUUCACUUAUCAUAUCAAUGUAUAUUAAUGAACACAUUUUUCCUUCUGCCUUAAUUAAUUUAAUAUAAAAAUACAAUUUCAGGGUUGUUUGUUGCUGAUCAGAAGCUUACUGCUAACAAUGGCCUGGGUUAUAGUAGCGCCAUCUACACCCGUCAAAAUCCAACAGGGAAUCGUUAUGGCUAUGAGUGCCCUGAAGAGCGGGAUUACUUCCCUUAUUGGCAUCCAACUCCAUGGAAAGAUAUUGCUGUUUUAGCGGAGAAUUCGUCGAUGUGCAGGUGAAAACCCUAUUAUGGAACAUGACUGUAAAAGAGAGAGGAUGGGGGGUUAAUGCCCCUUAUUUAAUUAUUAUUAUUAUUUAUGUUGCAUUGUCAGAAUCCUAUUUCUAGAGCAGCUAUUCAGCUGUUGUGUUAUAUAAACAAAUUCUGCCAGUAUACUUUAAACAAGAAUUAAAACUUGAAAUGAGUAAAUUAAUUAAAUCAAGAUUUCACAAUUAAAGAAUUCAGAAUUUAUAGUGCAGGGAAACUAUACUUCUGAAAAUUGUCUAAUAGAAAGCCUACGGAGCUGAACCAUUGGUCAAUAUUAAUUUCAUUCCAUUCCACUGAGGGGUAUUUCUCUAGAUAUGUAUAUGAUAACUAAAUGUGUAUAUCUUGUUAAUCCAUAAAAAUCAUUUUUAGGCAUCCGAGAAAGAGUUUAGCAGAGUUAAAACAAAAGGGAAAACAAAAACCGUAAAUGUAAAAGUAUAAUUUUCAAAUCUUUGUGUUAAACCAAUUCUACUACCAUAUAAUUUAUAUUAUAAUAAAAUGAAUAAGAAUUGAGCCCCCCUGGGAAUGCCUGGUUAUUUCACUUACUGGUCAAUUUAAAAAUAUGUUUACUUUUUUUUAAUGGAACACGUUAAAAGAUCUAAUAUGUAUUUUAAGUUCAAAGGUCAAUUUCUUCUGUCAGCCACUACACAAGUAAGAGCUUCAAUGUUCAGCCUUAUGGAGAGUGCAUCAAGUCAGACAAUGCCUCAAUGUUCAACAAUCAGAAAUCAUGCACAGACAAUGGUGGUACCUGGGCUUUGCUGUAUAACUAUUUAGAAAAAGCAUCAGGUAAAAUGGCAUGGCAGAUUGAAAGUAUAGGUAUUAUGACAUUGGCCCAAACAGUGUUGCGGAACCUUUUCACACUUUAUAAAACAGAUGUACUACUGGUAUCUUUUGACUGUCCAAAAGGGAAUUUAUCAAAACAACAAAAAAAACAGUGGACACUAUCUUAUCAAGAUUCAAUCUUUUUCUUGGGGUCAAAAGGAAUAUUACCAAUUGUGACAUGUUUCAUAUUGUAUAAAAAUCAAAUUUUGAACAAGAUUUGGGUGAAUCGACUAAAUUAUUAUUUAGCUAUCGCUCUGCAUCAACCAAAUAUAUUCCUCACCAAGUGUGUUAUGAACAUUAAUAUUAUGUUGUUUUUUUUUGUCAGUAUGGGAGAUUUUUUUUCAGUUAAAUUUUUGUAUGACACUUGGCUUUAGAUGUUUUAACUCUUCUUUGCGCAACCACCCCCCCCCUCUCAGACAAGAAAUCAAAGUCAGCAUGUGAGAAUACACAGACAACUGGAUACACAUACAAAUGGGAGGUAGCUUACGACAGUCCAUCUUAUCAACCAGAGUGCCUGAUUUUGCUGGAUGCACCAUAUUGUGAAGAAGCACCCUGGUCAAGGUAUGCAAAUUCAUAAAACUCAUUUUUGUUAUUUUUCUAAGCUGUCCAGGAGCAACAUAUUUUCAAGUUUUAAACAACUGCGGUCAUGUUGACUAAUUGUGAAAAGGUUUGGGCUGUGAAUAAAGUUUUAGUAGAUUAAAAACCACAAAUUACUUACAGAAGAUGUUGGUGACUUGACGCAGUUUGAUCUGUAGAAUAAAUUAAAAUGAAAGCUUUCCAAUUAGAUUUAUUAUGUUUGUUUUUUUAACAUGUUAGUUUAUGCAUUGAAUGUUUUGAAGAAAAAAAAUUAGGGGAAUGUCUUAUGUGAUGUUGAUUUUAAUUCAAGACUUUAAAAAUUAUUGCUUUAUUGUACUUCAGAUCAAACCAUUUAGGCAAUGGUAGAAAUGGAGUUCCACUGAAUUAUACUUGGACCAUUCCAUUUUUCCCUUCAGGAAAGUCCAAAAGAUGUGCAUUCAGGUUUAGGUAAUUUUAAUUGUCUCCACUAACUAUAAACACUGCUGAAUUCUUCUUGAAAGACAAUGAACAGAGCUAAUGGUUUAUUAAUGAUUAUGAAUCUUUUGGUUUUAAUAAUUUUAAUUAAAAAUUUUGGAAAAAAAACUGCUCGUUUUGUUCACUUCAAAAUCAAUCCCCAUUGUUCUAAUUACAAUCUUAUUUGAAAAAGUACACUCAUCUACAAUUUGCUCAUCUUUCUUAUUGAAAUCCAUGCUAAGUUGAUCAAGUGAUCUAAAACUAACAUUAAAAGCCCCAGAUUAGGUAUUACAAAAAAUUUUAUUUUAUUUUUUCAUUAAAAAGACUUUUUCGCUUAUUGUCAAAAACUAAAAAUUGUAUUCGUUCUUCACUUAAAACAAUAAUGAUUUAAACACUGGGCUUAAAAAACUUUAUUUCAUUUUUUUACAGAUACAAUAUAAGCACUGAUGACUACAACCCUUACAAAACAGACUACAUGCAGAAUGAUGACUUGUUAGUAAAACCAUAUUUAGUUACUUAAAAUUAUGUGUACUGCUAUUUUCUAUAUUAACUGCAUUAGGCAAUCAUUUUUUUAAUCUUAAAUCAAAAUACUUUAUAAUUUCUAGAGUAAGUGUUAUGAAUUCUGUCAGUGAAUAAAAUUUAUUCAUAUAUUAUAAUUUUAUGUUUAUUUUAGCCCAGCUCAGUCACCCAUCAAACAAAAUCCGUAUGUUUAUGUGAUGAACAAACAGUCCCCGCUUCGCCUUGCAAUCAACACAGCCCAGUACGGGAGAGUUUUUCAAGACAGAAGCCAUAGAUUUGAUCUGCGUGCAAGACCUCCAGGCAUUGAUGAUGGUCGCAUUUACAAUUUGAAUGUUCGUGGAAAGAGGGGCAACAUUGUCCAGACAUUCCCAGCCGUUGAGUAUGAUUUUUCACCAAACACACUUGAGGUUAAACAGAAUGAUUUGGUUCACAUUCAAUGGACAGGUAACUAUAAAACAGCCGUAUUAACACAGCAUUUGUCCAUACAGAUGUACGAAAGUAGAGAUUAAAUACUCAAUAUUAAUCUUAUUGAAACUGUAGAUGACAAUGCUAUUGAAGCUAUAGAUGACAAUGCUAUUGAAACUGUAGAUGACAAUGCUAUUGAAGCUAUAGAUGACAUUCAGUCAGGGUUUAUCAUUACUCAUUUUCUUAAUGUGCUCUUCAUGGGCGUAUCCUUCACUUUUUGUGUCUGCCUCCAGCUUGUGCCUCCAUGUAUUCUUUUGCCUUCCUCUGUUCUUUUUUCCCUGUGGUUUAUGUCUUGGGUAUUGUCUGGGAAUGCUUAAAGAAGAGAGUGCCCUAUUCACCUCCAUCUUUUCUUUGUGGUGACUUCUUGGUAUGUCCUCUCCAGUAAGUCUUUGUUGCUGAUGAUGUUUGGCAAUUUGAUGAUGAAUAUCCAUCAUCAAAUUAUACUCUCAUUGGUUGAUUGCUUAGGAUAUAGACUAUACAAAAUCACUAGUUGGUAGAAAGGUUUUGGUGUGUGCCAAUUACAGGUACGUCAGCCAUAAAAACUGAUUGUGUUCUUCCUCCACAGGCUCCAAUACACACAAUAACAAUAAUCCAGCAGGUGAUGGCCAAGCUGGUGAUGCAGGAGAGGGAAGAGGAGGUAAACUACUGUGAUUUAACUAAUUAUAAUAUUAAGGGAAUUGGACUGCGAAUGAAGCUCAAGUAGAGUAAUAAGACACAAACAAAAAUGUAUUUGACUUUCUAUUCUUAUUUCAUGCCAAGCUUAAAACAAGAUUUCCCUAUUGAUGAAACACCAUCCUCCUUUUUUCAGCAAGGGAAAAAACAUUUAUCAACACACAGCUUUCACGUCUAUUUUAUUUGACAGGAACUGAUCGCAGUAACUUUGUGGAACUAAGUGACAGAAGUGCCAACUUCCCGACACCUCAUGAGAAAAUUAGUUUUGUCAAUGAUGUUGAAGUGGUCUGGAACUACUUUGAUAAGAAAAACCUAACACCCAGAGACUUGGCCAUAAACUUGGCCUCUGCUGGUUAUUACAGGUACCCUAAGAGUCUCUUCCACCAGUCUGACAGACACAAAUAGCACCAUUCAGAUGUUAUGAUAUGAAUAUGAAAUACAUAUAUAUGUUAAGAUUGAUUACUGUAACUGAUGUGAAGGAAUAGGUUUAUUUGAAUUCAUUAUAUGAUUAAUCUUUUAUCUGUUGUUACAUUAAACUUGCGUGGUCAAUAUUCUUAGUUUCAUAAAUCUGUAAGUUUACAUGAUUUAAAUUAUAUAUUAUAUUUAAUUUUCUAAAUUGUAAGCUUACAUAUUUAGAAAAUUAAAUAUAUAAAUAAAAAUGGCUUUUUUGGUGUCAUCAUUCAGUUAACACUCUACAGGGGCAGAGGCUACUAAAAAGGUCUCUCCAUAUUGCCCUGUCAAUAGCCAGCCUCUCCAUUCACAUCCAAGAUCUUUUGACUCUCAAUGUAGAUCCCAAGAUCUUUUGACUCUCAAUGUAGAUCUCAAGAUCUUUUAACGCUCAAUGUAGAUCCCAAGACAUUUAGACUCUCAAUGUAGAUCCUUAGAUCUUUUAACGCUCAAUGUAGAUCCCUAGACAUUUAGACUCUCAAUUUAGAUCCCUAGAUCUUUAGACUCUCAAUGUAGAUCCCUUCCCUUAUUUUAUGAUCAAGUGCUAAAACAGAAAUUUCAACAUUUGUCUCUUUUUAACAUUUUCAGAUGUGCUGAUAAUAAAACCUGCCCAGAAGCAAGCAAUGCUGAAUACCUGGUUUCAACUAAAACUAAGAUCAACAACCUUCUGGACAAUGCACCGGCAUCUUACGAAGGGGUGUUGUUAAAAUGCCUGAAACGUGGUGUAUAUAACUACAUGUGCACUCGCAACAACAGCUUCUCCAACAGGAGUCAGAAGGGAGCUAUAGUUGUAAAGUAGAUGUCUCUGUUUCGGAAAUUCAAAGGAGUUGGGGAUCUUCCUGUUUCUUUUGUGAUACUUUAAAGAGUUGUAGUUUAAAUCAUUGUCGUUUUUUUUUUCCAUGUCAAGAUAUGUUAUUAGUCAAUGUGCCGUGGUAAAUACAUAACCCUCGGCUAUAUGUUAUGUAUCCAAUGGUUUAGAGAAGCAUCAAUUUCAGCAUAGAAAUCAAAUGUCUUCGUGUUUUUGUUCAUUUAUAUUGUAUAUAGCAAUGUGUUCUUCUUACAAAUGGAUGCUCUUUUUAGUGGGCUUAAUAUGUUGAUGGGUUAACGUUACAAUAGGUAAAAUUUAGCAUUAUAUUCAUUUUGAAGAUGUUGGUAAAUUGUGAUACUAAUGAUGUGUCAAAUUGUACUUAUUUUAUUAUGCUAUCAGUUUAAUAAUCAUUUUUUAAAAUUUCAAAUACAGUAGUGUUGGUAGCUUUUCCCGCAUGUGGGACACGCAUAUUUUUGGGGUCCUGGUGGAAAUGGAGGCUGUUCUGUGCGCUUUCUUUCAGAUGUUAUAUUAAAUAUAUGGUUGGCAAAAGUUUAAUUUUUUGGUUAGUAGAUGAUUGCACUUAGGCUUCACGUAACAUUUUCAUUAAAUUUAUUGCACUUCAAAAUGAUGGGUUUUUUUUUGUUGGUUUUUUAUAAUUACUUUUAUGUUUCCCAUUGAUCCUUAUUCCAAAUGCCAUUAAAACCUGCUGGUUCAGGUUUGUUCAUUAUUUUAAAUACUCUCAAAAACAUUGAUUCAUCUCAUUCCAUAAAGUUGUGUUGUUGUUUUUUUUGAGACACACAUAUUCCAAAUUUUUUUUUUUAAACCUUAUAUUCUUAUUUAUGUACAUCACUGUAUGUUUUUAUAAAUUUGGGUUUCAAAAUGAAACAAUUUUAUCAUCUUCAAUGUUUAUUUUAGAUUUCAUAUAAAAAAAAAUUUUUGGCCUGUCAUUACAUUAAGUACCAAGCCAAGAUAAAUCUUUAAGUUACUAUAACUUAUAACAUUGCUUAAGAGAACAUUCGUUGUUGUUUGUUUAGAUAUAUACAUUUGUAAAAAAAAAUUUUUAUGGACUUUCCUUCUUGUUACUAAUAUUAUCAGUCAUAUGCAACAUGAAAAAUUCACUUUUAUGUAUAGAAAGGUGAGUAUAUUGAAGAAAUAAUGUACGGUAAUAAAGCAUUGUGUAACGCUGGUUAAAUAAAAUAAACAAAAAAACUCAAAAUGUGUAAUUUUUGUGAAGUGUAACUACGGAUUACUCCAAAAUUUCACUGUGAAUUUUGUCAUGCAUGAAAAUUAAAUACAACUUGUUAGUCUAAGAUCAAAUAAAAGCUCAAUUAUUUAAUUUAACUCCUUUAUUUACAGCAAUAAAACAUAUAAAGCAC